Molecule: messenger RNA, 14109 nt
Organism: Cokeromyces recurvatus
Lineage: Eukaryota; Fungi; Mucoromycota; Mucoromycetes; Mucorales; Mucoraceae
Product: dynein heavy chain
Exons: 8
Coding region: 1-14109 (4702 amino acids)
Biological process (GO): microtubule-based movement
Cellular component (GO): dynein complex
Molecular function (GO): ATP binding; dynein intermediate chain binding; ATP hydrolysis activity
Source: RefSeq, a predicted model, not a curated record
AUGAUGCUUGACGAAGAUACCUCUCUUCAUUCGUCAUCACCUGCUGGAAUGGUAACUGAAGCUAUACUUUCCUUUGAUCAUCGUAAACUUCAAGUUUAUCUUGAACAAUUGUUGCCCUUAGUUUUGGAUGCCGACGUUGAUGAUCUCGAAAAUACUCUUUUUACUUAUCCUGAUACUAUUGAAAAACUCAAGCGUUUUGCUAAUGAUCCACAAACGCCUGUUAUAUUUAUUCUUAAAGAAAAGGAAGUCAGUAACGAUGAAGAAGAUGUAUCAUCAUCUCCAAUUUAUUCCUAUUCGGCAUCCCAUGAAAUCACCUAUCUUCCAACUCAUGUAGGUUCUUUAGCUAUUAUUAAGCGUUUACCAACUUUAGACCCUUCGAGGCCACUUCAAAAUCAACUUCAAUUGAUUAAUCUACCCGGUGCAUCUAACUCGGGCGAACCUGGUCAAAUUAGUGCUUACGAAUUUUUGCAUUCCUAUAUUCAUUUUGCUGUCAGUCCUUAUUUUAACGCCUAUGUUAACGCUCGUCAUGGUAAAACAAAUGAAAUAAGCUCUAUAAAAAGUAAAAAUGAAGAUAAUAAAAUGGGGGUUCCUAUGGCCAAGAAGAAAAUGGCCGAACUCGAAUUGAGUUUACUUCACUUGCAACAAAAUGUCGAAAUUCCUGAAAUUUCACUCAACAUUCAUCCAGUUGUUCAAAAGGCAGUAGAUAAGUGUCGUGAACAAAAUAAACGGGUCACAGUUGAAGCUGUAGAUCCAAGCCUUUUUUCAGAUUCUUCUUUUCUUAAUAAACUUCAAAGUGAUGUCAAUGGUUGGAUUAAAGAAAUUCAAAAAGUAACAAAAAUGUCUCGUGAUCCUGCCAGUGGUACUGCUAUUCAAGAAAUUAACUUCUGGCUUAGUAUGGAAAGAGCUUUGGAGAAAAUUGAUGAGCAAUUAAAGAGUGAUCAAAUAACAUUAACACUUGAUAUUUUAAAACAUGCUAAGCGUUUUCACGCUACUGUCAGUUUUAUUGCUGAUACAGGUUUGAAAGAAGGAAUGGAGCUUGUCCAUAAAUACAAUCAAUUAAUGAAAGACUUUCCUUUAAACGAACUUUUGUCUGCAACCGAUUUGGAUAAAAUUAGAGAAUCUUUACAUUUGAUUUUUGGUCAUCUUAAUAAGAAACUUAAAUUAUCGCCUUAUCCAAUUCGUCGUGCAUUACCUUUAGUUGAAGCAAUUUCAAAAGAUUUAAACGAUCAACUAUUAAAAGUAUUGGGUAGUCGCCGUAUGAUGUAUAUGGAAUAUGAUGACUUUGAGCGUACAACAGCUGGUGCAGAAUCUGUUUUUCAUACCUGGGAUGAUUUGAUCAAAGAAUUCACGAAUGUAGCUAGAGAUGUAACUCGUAAACGAUCUGAAAAGUUUUUACCCAUCAAGAUUAACCCAGCUCACGCUAAAUUACAAGAGCGAGUCACCUUUGUACGCGCUUUUCGUAAACAGCAUGAACAGCUUCAUCAAACAAUUGUACGUGUAAUGACAAGUCCUCGUGCGAAAAAGGCAACUUUAGUUAUAGAUGGACAAGUAAAAAGCGUGUUGGAGGAAGAAGAAAGUGUCAGUAUUAGUGAUAUUAAUGCUGUAGAAGAAGUGAAACUGGCUUACGAGAGUGUAAAGAAUAUUGAUGUUCUUGAUGUCUCACCUGAAGGUACAGAGAUUUGGGUUCAGGCAGAAACAGCUUACAAUGAGCGAGUUUCUCGAGUCGAAAACCAAAUUAUUGCUCGUUUGCGUGAUCGACUAGGUACUGCCAAGAGCGCAAACGAAAUGUUUCGAGUCUUUAGUAAAUUUAAUGCUUUAUUUGUUCGUCCCAAGAUUCGUGGUGCCAUUCAAGAAUACCAGACACAGUUGAUCGAUAGUGUUAAGGAGGAUAUUAAUAAACUUCAUGAUAAAUUCAAGAUGCAAUAUAGAAAUUCGGAAGCAUAUCAUAUGGCUCAAUUGCGAGAUUUACCACCCAUUUCAGGUGCUAUUAUAUGGGCCCGUCAAAUUGAUCGUCAAUUAUCAUUAUAUAUGAAACGUGUUGAAGAUGUUUUAGGUAAAGGUUGGGAACUUUAUGCUGAAGGUCAAAAGCUUCAGAUUGAAAGUAGUAGUUUUCGUAAAAAGUUAGAUACGCGUUUGAUUUAUGAGAACUGGCUUCAGGAGAUCACUAAACGAGAUUUGUCCGUAUCUGGUCGUAUUUUUGAAAUUUCUCGCAAUCGAGUUCAAAAGAAUGCACUCCAACUAAAUGUUAAUUUUGAUGGACAGAUUAUAACUUUGUUUAAGGAAGUUCGUAAUCUGCUUUGGCUUAACUUUCAAGUCCCUCAUACAAUUUCGAAUGUAGCUAAAGAUGCCAAGCGUGUAUAUCCUUUUGCUGUUAGCUUGAUGGAAACUGUACGUACCUUUUCUCAAACUGUACAUAAGGUGAAUCGUAAUCCUGAAAUCUUGACAUUAGUUGCUGGCUACCGUCAUGAAGUGCACAAUAUGAUUACAAAAGGUAUCAACUUAAGAUGGGAUUACUUUGUCAAUACUUAUGAUGCUCACCAUCGUCCAUUAUCAUUUAUGACUGGUAUUCCUUUGGAUGCUCGUGAAAAUCGCCAUGUAAUGUUUGUUCGGGAAUUUGCAAAUGUUGUCUCUGUUUUCCAAGAUAAGGUAGAUGCACUAAUUGGAUAUUAUGAUGAAAUUACAAAGAGUGUUGAUGAAAUGAAAAUAUGCUCUUAUCAAGUUGAAUUAUUUGAGGAUAACUUGGGCCGUAUUCAAAAGCUAAUUGAUCGUUUAAAUCUUGAAAAUUAUUCUAAUCUUGAUCAAUGGGUAGCUGGAUUGGACAAACGUAUCGAGUCUGUUUUGAUCUCACGUUUACAACAGGCAAUCAAAACUUGGACAAAUGCAUUUAUGGGUGUUGCAAAUGAAGAUGUUAUUGUUCCUGAGACUAGUAUAUCAAAAAACAGACGUAAGAGAAGAGUAGGUCGUGAUAGCACAAUUAUGACUCUGGAAGAAAGCGCAUCUCAACAACAGCAAAAGGCACUUGACGUUAAGCCUGCCCUUCAAGUACUUGUACAUGAAAUUCGUAUCCGUAAUCAAGUUAUGUAUCUAGAUCCCCCUAUCGAACAUGCCCGUAGAAGCUGGUGGUUCCAACUUCAUGAAUGGUUAGCCAUUGUCUGUCAUUUGCCUCGUAUUCAAAGCUCCCGUUAUGAAGGAGGCUUGAGUGUUAAAGAUAAUCCAGCAAUGGAAAAAACAUAUGCUAGUUUACUUACGCGUAUGGGUGAUAAUUCUCUUGAAAAUGCAUAUCAAAUUGUCGAAGACAAGAUACGCCAAGUUUCUGAUUAUGUUCAUAUUUGGUUGCAAUAUCAAUCUCUUUGGGACUUGGAAUCAAGCCAUGUCUUUUCUAUUUUAGAAGAUGAUCUUAAUAAAUGGCAGCAAAUCCUCUUGGAAAUUAAAAAAGCGCGCUCUACUUUUGAUAAUUCUGAAACUGAACAGUCAUUUGGCCCUCUGGUAAUCGAUUAUGAACAAGUGCAAAGUAAAGUAAAUCAAAAAUAUGACCAAUGGCAACGUGAAAUUUUAAAUAAAUUUGGUUCGCUUUUGGGAACCUCUAUGAGAAAUUUUCAUACAUCUGUUUCUAAGGCUCGUUAUGAAUUAGAACAGCAAUCCAUUGAAAGCAAUUCAACAGGUGAAGCAGUUACAUUCAUUACAUUCGUACAGGAUUUAAAGCGUAAGGUCUCAAAAUGGAGUCAAGAUGUUGAUCUUUUCCGACAAGGACAAAAGACGUUAGAGCGUCAACGUUUCCAAUUUCCCAAUGAUUGGGUUUAUGUCGAUCAAGUCGAUGGUGAAUGGAGUGCAUUUAAUGAAAUAUUGAAUCGUAAAAAUAAUGCUAUUCAGGAACAGAUUGCUGGCUUACAAAUGAAGAUUGUUGCUGAAGAUAAAGUGGUAGAACAAAAGAUUCGUGAUAUUUGUGCAGAAUGGGAAAAGAGUAAACCCGUUCAAGGCGAGAUUAAACCCGACAUUGCUACUAACACCUUAUCCAUUUUUGAGGGCCGUGUCACUCGUCUUAAGGAAGAAUACGACAUGGUUUGUCGUGCCAAGGAGGCUCUUGACUUGGAGCAAACAUCUAAUGACCGUUUAGAUCCUGUGCUUGAAGAACUUCGUGAUUUAAAAUCUGUCUGGACUGCUCUUGCUCGUGUUUGGCAGGCUGUGUACGAAAUUCGUGAUACACCUUGGACCUCUAUUGUGCCUCGUAAAGUUCGACAGCAUAUUGAUGAGCUUGUUAAUUCAACAAAGGAAAUGCCUAAUCGUAUGCGUCAAUAUGCUGCAUAUGAAUAUAUGCAAGAUACUUUACGUCAACUCCUACGUGUCAAUCCUCUUGUAGGUGAUUUGAAAUCAGAAGCACUUCGUGAACGUCAUUGGCGUCAAAUUUUCAAAUCGCUUCGCGUUGAGGGCCGUUUUACACUCUCUGAAAUGACUAUUGGUCAUUUAUGGGAUCUUGAUUUGAAGCGUAACGAAGCUGUUAUUAAGGAUGUAAUUAUGCAAGCGCAAGGUGAAAUGGCUCUAGAGGAGUUUUUGAAACAAGUUAAAGAGACCUGGACGGGGUAUGUCUUAGAUCUCGUUAAUUAUCAGAAUCGUUGUAGACUUAUUCGUGGUUGGGAUGAUCUGUUUAACAAAACCAGCGAACAUAUUAAUUCACUUACAGCUAUGAAGCUGUCACCCUAUUAUAAGGUUUUUGAAGAAGAUGCUGCUGCUUGGGAAGAUAAACUGAACCGAAUUCAUGUCUUGUUUGAUGUUUGGAUUGAUGUUCAACGUCAAUGGGUGUAUUUAGAAGGCAUUUUUAGCGGUAGUGUAGACAUUAAACAUUUACUCCCUGUUGAAACAUCUCGUUUCCAAAGCAUUAAUACUGAAUUCUUAACUGUUAUGAAGAAGGUCUAUAAGUCACCAUUCAUUUUGGAUGUAUUAAAUAUUCCUAAUAUUCAAAAAUCUUUGGAACGCCUUGCCGAAUUAUUAAGCAAAAUUCAAAAAGCUCUUGGUGAAUACUUAGAACGUGAGCGUUCUUCAUUCCCACGUUUCUACUUUGUUGGUGAUGAAGAUUUGCUUGAAAUUAUUGGUAACAGUAAGGAUAUUUUGCGCAUUCAAAAACAUUUUAAGAAAAUGUUUGCUGGUAUUGCUACUAUUUUAUUGAAUGAAGAUCAAACAGCUAUUGUUGGUAUGGCUUCCAAGGAAGGUGAAGAAGUUACCUUUAAAACCCCAGUAUCUAUUAAAGAUAAUCCUAAGAUUAAUGAUUGGCUAACUAUUCUUGAAAAGGAGAUGCGUGUUUCCUUGGCUUUACUUUUAAAGGAUGCUGUUAUGGAACUUGAUACUAUUUAUAAUGCUGAUGAAAUGAACGCAGAUGAUUUUAUGGUAUGGAUUGAGCGUUAUCCCACUCAACUUGUUGUAUUAGCUGCACAAAUUAUUUGGACACAAUCCGUUGAUAAAGCAUUAACUGUAAUGAGUGAGUCAUCUGUGAUUGGUGAUCAAGCACCUCUUUCGCAAUCUGUUUCCCUUAUUGAAAGAAACCUUAACAUCCUAGCUGAUGCCGUCUUGUUAGAUUUACAAAUUAUUAAACGUCGAAAGUGUGAACAUCUUAUUACAGAACUUGUUCAUCAACGUGAUGUUACUCGUCACCUACUAGUUAAUAACAUUGCUUCACCAAAAGAUUUUAACUGGUUAUAUCAGAUGCGUUUCUAUUUCAACCAUGCAGUUGAGGAUCCUUUAGAACGGUUGACAAUUCAAAUGGCGAAUGCCCAGUUCUUCUAUGGCUUUGAAUAUCUUGGUGUUAUCGAUCGUCUUGUCCAAACUCCAUUGACAGAUCGUUGUUAUUUGACUUUGACUCAAGCCCUGGAGCAAAGACUUGGCGGCUCACCAUUUGGCCCUGCAGGUACAGGUAAGACCGAAUCCGUUAAGGCGCUAGGUGUACAGCUAGGUCGUUUCGUUCUUGUUUUCUGUUGUGAUGAAACAUUUGAUUUCCAAGCUAUGGGUCGUAUCUUUAUUGGUCUUUGUCAAGUUGGCGCAUGGGGUUGUUUUGAUGAAUUUAAUCGUUUAGAAGAGCGUAUCUUAUCUGCUGUUUCACAACAAGUGCAAACCAUUCAAUUAGGUCUUAAAGAAGCUACACAUAAUCCUAAUCAUGAAAUUGAACUAGUAGGCCGUAAUGUACGUGUUAAUAAAGAUACAGGCAUCUUUAUUACCAUGAAUCCUGGUUAUGCCGGUCGUUCUAACUUACCCGAUAAUUUGAAAAAACUGUUUAGAAGUAUGGCUAUGACUAAACCUGAUCGUGAACUUAUUGCACAAGUCAUGCUUUAUUCUCAAGGUUUUCGUACUGCUGAAAUGUUAGCCUCUAAGGUUGUUCCAUUAUUCAAUUUGUGUGCUGAACAACUUUCACCUCAAUCUCACUACGAUUUUGGUUUGCGUGCUCUUAAAAGUGUCUUAGUUAGCGCCGGUAAUUUGAAACGUGAUCGUUUAGCAUCUCUUCGUUUAGCAAUUGAGGAUGGUAAAGCUGAUAAAUCAGAAUAUACAACGAUAUCUGAGCCUGUGCCUGAACAACAAUUGUUAAUUUCCAGCAUUCGUGAGACAGUUGAACCAAAGUUGGUCGCUGAUGAUAUUCCUCUUUUAACUAGUUUACUUGCUGAUGUUUUCCCCGGUGUUCACUAUGCACCGGUUAAUUUGGACCGUCUUAAGGAAGAGCUACGCAAGGUUUGUCAAGAUCGUCGCUUAGUUGCCGGUGAUGCAUGGAUGGAUAAGGUAAUUCAGUUGUAUCAAAUUCAAAAUAUUCAUCACGGUUUGAUGAUGGUUGGUCCUUCUGGUUCUGGUAAAUCCACUGCCUGGAAGACUCUCUUGACUGCUCUUGAACGUGUGGAAGGUAUAGAAGGUAUUGCAUAUACCAUCGAUCCUAAAGCUAUUCCUAAGGAUGCACUUUAUGGUACUCUUGAUUCUACUACACGUGAAUGGACCGAUGGUUUGUUUACGCAUAUCCUUCGUAAGAUUGUUGAUAAUGUCCGCGGUGAAAGUCAAAAACGGCAUUGGAUUAUUUUUGAUGGUGACGUUGAUCCUGAAUGGGUUGAAAAUUUGAAUUCUGUUCUUGAUGAUAAUCGUUUACUGACUUUACCUAAUGGUGAACGUCUUAAUUUACCUCCAAAUGUACGUAUCAUGUUUGAAGUUGAAACAUUGAAGUAUGCUACUUUGGCUACAGUUUCUCGUUGUGGUAUGGUAUGGUUUAGUGAAGAUAUUAUCACUUUACCUAUGAUUUUCUCUAACUAUCUCGAAACAUUACGUAAUAUUCCUAUGGACGAAGUUGAAGAAGAAGGGCUUACUUUAUCUCGUCGUAAUGUUGAAUCUAAUGGUGCUAGUACAUCAACAUCUAAGAUUGAGGAUGGUACAACCAUUUCACCUAAUCUCGCUACGCAACGUGCAAUUGCUGCUAUUAUGGCUCCUGAUCUUUCUGACGAAGAUUGUUUAGUUGCCAAGUGCCUUGAUUACGCUUCAACUUUAGAACAUAUUAUGGACUUUACCCGAAUGCGUGUAUUGUCAACCUUUUUCUCUCUUCUUAACAAAACUGUUCGUAACGUUUUAGAGUAUAAUUCUCAACACCCUGACUUCCCAAUGACUAGUGAUCAUUUAGAAAAUUAUAUUACCAAGCGUGUUAUUUAUUCCAUUAUAUGGAGUUUCUCUGGUGAUGCUAAGCUUGACCUUCGUGCUGUCUUUGGUGAUUAUAUUCGUAGUGUUACAACAUAUGAAUUACCACCCAACUCUAAUGGUACAAACAUUAUUGAUUAUGAUAUUGCCGUCAAUACCGGACAAUGGGUACCAUGGGAGUCCAAAGUUCCUGUUGUUGAAAUUGAAACACAUAAAGUUUCUGAUGCUGAUAUGAUUAUUCCUACUGUGGAUACCAUUCGUCAUGAAGAAGUUUUAUACUCUUGGUUAUCUGAGCAUAAGCCUCUUAUUCUUUGUGGUCCUCCUGGUUCUGGUAAGACAAUGACUUUGUUUAGUGCACUUCGUAAACUUCCUGAUAUGGAAGUGGUUGGUCUUAACUUCUCAAGUGCUACUACUCCUGAAUUAAUUCUUAAGACUUUUGAACAACACUGUGAAUAUAGAAAGACACCUAAUGGUGUUAUUUUAUCACCUACUAUGAUUGGUCGUUGGCUUGUUGUGUUUUGUGAUGAAAUCAAUUUGCCUGCUACUGAUAAAUAUAAUACACAACGCGUUAUUUCCUUCUUGAGGCAAUUAGUUGAAUACAAUGGAUUCUGGAGAACAACUGAUAAAUCAUGGGUAACUCUUGAACGUAUUCAGUUUGUAGGUGCAUGUAAUCCUCCCACUGAUCCUGGCCGUGUACCUCUCUCACAUCGUUUCUUACGUUAUGCACCUUUGGUUAUGGUUGAUUAUGCCGGACAAUUAUCUCUUAUGCAAAUCUAUGGUACAUUUACUCGUGCUAUGCUUAAGGUUGUGCCUAACUUACGCGGUUAUGCUGAGCCUCUUACAGCUGCUAUGGUAGAGUUUUACCUUGCUUCUCAAAAACGAUUUACUCCUGAUAUUCAAGCUCAUUACAUUUAUUCUCCUCGUGAAUUGACACGUUGGGUACGUGGUAUUUAUGAAGCCAUUAAGCCUUUAGAAACAUUAACAUUAGAAGGACUUAUUCGUAUUUGGGCACAUGAAGCUUUACGUCUUUUCCAGGAUCGCUUAGUUGAUGAGGAAGAACGAAAAUGGACUGAUGAGAUGAUUGAUUCUAUUGCUAUCAAGCACUUCCCUACACUCAAUCAAGAAGAAGCACUUGAAAGACCUAUUCUAUUUUCUAAUUGGUUAUCAAAGUAUUAUGUUCCUGUUAAACGCGAACAAUUACGUGAAUUUGCCAGAGCCCGUCUUAAAGUCUUUUAUGAAGAAGAAUUGGAUGUUGCACUUGUACUCUUUAAUGAUGUGCUUGAGCAUGUUCUUCGUAUCGACCGUGUCUUUAGACAACCUCAAGGGCACUUAUUAUUGAUUGGUGUUAGUGGAUCUGGUAAGACUACCUUAUCACGUUUUGUUGCUUGGAUGAAUGGUUUGAGUGUUUUCCAAAUCAAAGUACAUAAUAAAUACACUGGUGCUGAUUUUGAUGAUGAUCUUCGUACUGUUUUGCGUCGUGCAGGUUGUAAGGGAGAAAAGAUUUGCUUCAUCAUGGACGAAUCUAAUGUUCUUGACUCUGGUUUCUUGGAACGUAUGAAUACACUUCUCGCCAAUGCUGAAGUUCCGGGUUUAUUUGAAGGAGAUGAAUAUGCUUCUCUUAUGACCGCUUGUAAGGAAGGUGCUCAGCGUGACGGCUUAAUGCUUGACUCUAAUGAAGAGCUUUACAAAUGGUUCACCCAACAGGUUAUGAGAAAUCUUCAUGUUGUAUUCACUAUGAAUCCUCCUGAAGGUGGUCUUGCUUCCCGUGCAGCCACAUCACCUGCUUUGUUUAAUCGUUGUGUUCUUGAUUGGUUUGGUGACUGGCCUGACCAAGCUUUCUAUCAAGUUGGUAUGGAGUUUACUAAAACAUUGGAUCUUGACGUUCCUAACUACACACCUCCUAUCAAUAUCCCAAUUGCCUACCGUAAUUUGCCUAUCCCUCCUAACCAUCGUGAAACAGUUGUUAAUGCACUUGUUUAUGUUCAUCAAUCUCUAUAUGAAAUUAAUGCUAAGCUUAGUAAACGCCAAGGUCGAUACAAUUACGUUACACCUCGUCAUUUCCUUGACUUCAUUUCGCACUAUGUUCGUCUCUACAAUGAAAAACGUGAAGAUUUAGAGGAGCAGCAACGUCAUUUGAAUGUUGGUUUAGAGAAAUUGAAGGAUACUGUCAUCAAGGUUGAAGAAUUAAGAAAGAGUUUGGCUAUCAAAGAGAAUCAACUUCAAUUGAAGCAAAACCAAGCUAAUGAGAAGAUUUCACAAAUGUUAGCUGACGAAAAGAUAGCUGAGCAAAAGAAAGCUGACUCACUUCAAAUUAAAGCCAAUUUGAAGAUUCAAAAUAAGGAAAUUGAAGCACGUCGUGCAGUUGUUGAUAAUGAUUUAGCUAAUGCUGAACCUGCAGUCAAAGAAGCUGAACAAAGUGUACGAAGUAUUAAAAGACAGCAUUUGACUGAAGUUCGUUCUAUGAGUAAUCCUCCUGAAGCUGUUAAACUUACUAUGGAGUCUGUAUGCACUUUACUCGGACAUAAAAUUGACAGCUGGAAAACUGUUCAAAGUAUUAUUCGUCGUGAUGACUUUAUUUCUAGUAUUGUCAAUUAUAAUACUGAACAACAUAUCACUAAGCAGUUACGUAAUUUCAUGCGCCAAAAUUUCUUUAAUAAUCCUAAUUUUGAGUAUGACAUCGUUAAUCGUGCAUCUAAGGCCUGUGGUCCACUUUUUAAGUGGGUCACUGCUCAAGUUAACUUUUCUGAAAUUUUAGAUCGAGUUGGUCCUCUUCGUGAGGAACUGAAUCAAUUACAAAAAAGCUCUGAAGACACCAAGAAUCAAGCAAUUGAAAUUGAACAAAUGAUUGUUGAACUUGAAGCUAGUAUUUCUCGAUAUAAAGAAGAAUAUGCUGCUCUUGUAGGCGAAACACAAUUAAUCAAGGCAGAAAUGGAGCGUGUGAAAUCUAAAGUUGAUCGUAGUAUUACCCUUCUUAGCUCAUUAUCAUCUGAAAAAACACGUUGGGAGUCUGCAAGUCAAGCAUUUGAAAGCCAAAUGGGUACUAUUGUGGGUGAUGUUCUUCUUGCCGCUGCAUUUAUUGCCUAUGGUGGUUACUUUGAUCAGCAGUACCGUGAUAUUUUGCUUCAAAAAUGGAUGGAUCAUCUUUCAUCAGCAAAUAUUCAAUUCAAGCAUGAAGUUUCCUUGACCGAAUAUCUUUCUACAGCCGAUGACCGUCUUUCAUGGCAAGCCAAUUCACUACCAGCAGAUCAGCUUUGUAUUGAAAAUGCUAUUAUGCUUAAGCGUUUUAACAGAUAUCCCUUAAUUGUUGAUCCUUCUGGUCAAGCCACUAAUUUCUUGAUAAAUGAAUAUAAAGAUCGCAAGAUUACUGUUACUAGUUUCUUGGAUGAUUCUUUCAUUAAGAACCUUGAAAGUGCGUUACGUUUCGGUAACCCUAUUCUUAUUCAAGAUGUCGAACAUUUGGAUCCUAUUUUGAACCCUGUUCUUAAUAAAGAACUUCGUCGUACCGGUGGCCGUGUCUUAAUUCGUUUAGGUAAUCAGGAUAUUGAUUUCUCACCUGCGUUUACAUUAUUCCUCUCUACUCGAGACCCUUCUGUUAAUUUCCGACCUGAUAUUUGUUCUCGUGUUACUUUUGUUAAUUUUACUGUUACUCGUGGUAGCUUGCAGAGUCAAUGUUUGAAUAAAGUACUGAAGGCUGAGCGUCCGGAUGUUGAUCAGAAGCGUACUGACUUAAUCAAAUUGCAAGGAGAAUUCCAGCUUAGAUUACGCCAUCUUGAAAAAUCGCUACUACAAGCCUUGAACGAAUCUAAAGGUAAUAUCUUGGAUGAUGAUAAAGUUAUUGAUACUCUGGAAACGCUGAAGAAAGAAGCUGCUGAAAUUACUCAUAAGGUGGAUGAAACAAACACUAUAAUGCAAGAAGUGGAGCAAACAACUGCUAUUUAUACACCUUUAGCACAAGCUUGUAGUUCUAUUUUCUUUGUUAUGGAGCAACUAAAUUUAAUCAAUCACUUUUAUCAAUUCUCACUCGAUUUCUUCUAUGAAAUUUUUGAAUAUGUUAUUCAUGCUAAUCCAAAUUUGAAGAGUGUGACAGAUCCUACGGAGCGUUUAGAGAUUUUAUCGCGUGAUUUAUUUUCUGCUGCUUACAAACGUGUCUCCCGUACCUUAGUACAUGAAGAUCAUACUAUGUAUGCAGUUUUACUAUGUCAAAUUCGUAUUCGUGGUGCUCAAGAAAAUAUGGAUGAGACUGAGUACGAUUUCCUUUUAAGUGGUGGUGAUGCCGUUGUUGGGUCUACUUUAACCGCAGCUAAUUUAAAUUUGCCUGACUUCAUUUCUGAUGAAACUGCACAGCGUAUUAAAGAAUUCUCAACACUCAAUUGCUUCAAUAAGUUAGUGGAUCAUAUUGUUGCAAAUGAGAAUAAAUGGAAAGAAUUUUUGGAACAUAAUCAGCCAGAAACUAUUAUACCUUUAUGUUGGGAAGGAGCAGGAAUAAAUCAUACACUGGACUCUCUUCGUAAAAUGUUGGUCAUCAAAUGCUUCAGACCUGAUCGCCUUCUACCUGCCACCUCUAUCUUUGCGUCCGAAAUCUUUAAUGCUGAUUUUAUGAAUACUGGUGAAUUAAACUUACAGCAAAUCGUUAAUGAGGAAGUUGGCAGUUCUACUCCCUUAGCACUUUGUUCAGUUCCAGGCUAUGAUGCUAGUUAUCGUGUUGAUAAUCUUGUUUCCGAAAUGAAUAUGCGUUGUACGUCAGUUGCUAUGGGUUCUACUGAAGGCUUUGCUUUAGCUGAUCAAGCUAUUGCCGCAGCUGUCAAGACUGGUAACUGGGUUAUGUUAAAGAAUGUUCAUUUAGCUCCCUCUUGGCUUGGUCAACUUGAAAAGAAACUGCAUAGUAUGAAGCCUCAUCGUAGUUUCCGCCUCUUCUUGACAAUGGAAACAAAUCCUAAAGUUCCUGUCAACCUCCUUCGUAUGUCUCGUAUUUUGAUGUUUGAACCACCACCAGGAAUUAAGGCUAAUCUUCAAGAAUCACUUCGCAGCAUUCCUCUUUCUCGUUUAUCUCGUGGUCCUACUGAGCGAGCUCGUCUUUACUUUAUGCUGGCUUGGUUACAUGCAAUUGUUCAGGAACGUCUUCGCUAUGUUCCUCUGGGUUGGACUAAAGUUUAUGAAUUUAAUGAUUCUGAUCAAGAUUGUGCAUUUAAUACUAUUGACAAAUGGCUUGAUACUGCAGCAGGAGGUAGAGCUAAUAUCUCACCAGAAAAAAUUCCCUGGGAUGCUAUUCGUUCACUUUUGAAACAAUCUAUCUAUGGAGGACGUAUUGAUAAUGAAUACGAUCAACGACUUCUGGAUUCUUUUGUUGACUCAUUAUUUACUCCUGAAUGCUAUAAUAUUGAUUUCGAACUUGUUAAGAGUAAUGGGGAAAAUGAAAAGGCUAUUAUUGUACCUGAUGGAAUAAAGAUGGAACAAUUUAUGGACUGGGUUAAUAAACUUCCUGAUCGAGAACCCCCUACAUGGCUUGGUUUGCCUUCAAACGCUGAGCGUGUCUUAUUGACAUUAAAGGGUAAUAAUAUGUUAUCCAAGGUACGCAGGAUGAAGAGUUUGAGUGAUGAUGAUGAAACAGCUUAUACACAAGACACAAACGAUAGUAAUAACAAACAGGCAACCACUAGUACUCAACCUGCUUGGAUGCGUGCGCUGAAUACAUCUAUUUCUAAUUGGUUAGCUCUACUACCAUCUACAAUUAAAGCCACACAACGUGAUAGUGCAGGUGUAAUGGAUCCUCUCUUUAGAUUUUUUGAACGUGAAAAUCAAAUUGCACGUAAAUUACUUUCAAUCAUUCGUGAAGAUUUGACAUCUUUGCAGAAGGUGUGUGUAGGAGAAUUGAAGCAAACAAAUCAUUUACGACAAUUAAUGAACUGGUUGAACAAAGGUCUAAUUCCCGAACAUUGGAGACGAUACAAGGUGCCUAAGAGUAUCUCAUUAAAUGCCUGGCUUGCUGAUCUUAAAUUGCGACUUGAACAAGUAGAAUCACUUGCGAAUGAAAUAAACUUUGAACAAGUUGAAAUAUCAAUUGGUAGCUUAUUUGCACCUGAAGCUUAUAUUACGGCAACAAGACAAGCAACAGCACAACGUUAUAAAUGGUCAUUAGAAGAACUUGUGUUGGAUAUUGAUAUUGGGGAUAAUAAUAGUAAUCAAAACUUACAGGGUUAUUGUGUAAAUGGAUUAAAGAUAGAAGGUGCUAACUGGGUUGAUAAAGAAAUUCGUUUAACCUCAGAGCCUAUUAAUAAGUUACCCAAGACCACUCUUCGAUGGAUUAAAGCAGAUCAAAAACAAGAUAAUGAAACUAUAGUUGAAUUACCUGUUUAUCUUAACUCCGAUAGAACAGACUUAUUAUUUACAAUUAGUGUUCCUACGACUGCAGAGGAGAAAGACAGAAUUCCUCAACGAGCUGUUGCAGUUGUAAUUUCCUUCUAA